Trichechus manatus latirostris (Florida manatee) is the source of this 3183-nucleotide messenger RNA. Its product is annotated as nuclease-sensitive element-binding protein 1-like. The record is from RefSeq and is a predicted model, not a curated record. The transcript is spliced from 3 exons. Bases 141 to 365 code for a protein of 74 amino acids. NCBI's taxonomy places the organism in Eukaryota, Metazoa, Chordata, Mammalia, Sirenia, Trichechidae.
AUUAUCGCUAGUUCGAUCGGUAGCGGGAGCAGAGCCGACCCUACAGAUCCCCGAGGAGCACGACUGCCGCCGCCGCCGGCCUAGUUACCAUCACACCCCGGCAGGAGCCGCAGCCGGCCCCAGUCACCAUCACCGCAACCAUGAGCAGCGAGGCUGAGAUCCAGCAGCCGCCCGCCGCCCCUGCCCUCAGCGCUGCUGACUCUGAGCCCGGCACCACUGGCAGCGGCGCAGGAACCGGCGGCCCAGGCGGCCUCGCAUCGGCGGCGCCUGCCAGCGGUGACAGUGUCGUCGACACGAAGGUUUUGGGAACAGUGAAAUGUUUCGAUGUAAGAAGCGGAGAUGAUUUUGUUAACAGUAUGGGAUGAACCAGAGAAAAUCCAUGUCGAGAAUUUUUCAAGUAUGAAAAGAUUGAAAAUAAAAGCACGUGUAAAAUUGUAACACAGAUAUGGUGGGAGACCAUGCAGCAAAUUUAGAGAGGCACUUGAAGCGUCACCAUAUGGAUAAAUACAGUGCAGUGCAAAGCAAGAAGACAAAGAAGAUUGAAGAAAGUGUCAGAAGUGUUCCGAAUAGGCAACAAAAAACAUUAGAUGAAUUUGUUUUACCAGAAUGCAUUAAGGUGAAAUUAGAUAAACAGUUGUCAAUGCAUAUGUUGAAUUAGUUAACGUUUGUUCGUUUGAGUUAAUUGAAUAUUCAGGAUUCCGUAAAAUUUUAAUAUCCAGUUAUUGCUUCAGUUGGUCAAAAUUUUUCAGUCAAUUCAGAGACUAUUAGAGAAAUGAUACCUAACUUGCCCUUAAAACUAAAAAAAUUGGAAUAAUCUAGGAAAACGAAUAUUCUCUUUGAAAGUUGAUAUUGCCAGUACAUUGAGUCGGUCAUUUGUAGGAAUUAAUGUUCAUUUCACACAAGAUGGUAAGAUACAUCUGUUGACACUGGGAAUGACACACAGGUCUGUAAAUAAAAAACAGUAUAUUAAGUUUUAAAGAAGUACAUUGAUUUACAACAGGUUUAUUCUAUAACCAUGGAAAAUGGCUCCGAUACGAUUAAAUUUGAUUUUCUCAGAAAUGAUAGUGAAAUCAAAUGGCAAAUGUCAGGGCAAAAUGACAGUUUUGAAGACUGAUUUAGUACACUCUGACUUGCAGACAUUAACCAUUGCAGAGUGUGGUGAAAGCAACAAGGUUUAUAAGAAAAGAUUGGUAUAAAGUGCUGCACACACAGACUUCAAUUAGUUAUUAAAGACACAAUAAAGGAUGCUGAACUGAGAGAAUUUUUAGGAGAAUGUCAUGAAUUCAUUUGAAUACCUUGUAUUCUGACAUUGUCUACCAAAUUUUUGGAAAAUAAUUUAAACCUAUACUGGAAUGCCCAAGAAGAUGGAACAGUAUAUACACCUGUUAGAUACCUUACUUAAAAAAACCCAUUGGCAAUGAGUUGAUUCCGACUCAUAACGACCCUAUACGGCAGAGUAGAAUUGCCCUAUAGGGUUUUCAAGGAGUGGCUGGUGGAUUUGAAUGGCUGGCCUUUAGGUUAGCAGCUGAGCACUUAACCACUGCACCACCAGGGCUCCAGAAAACUUACUAGGGUGCAAAAAUCUCUGCGAUGUGUUAGCUGAGAAUAAUAUGAAAUAGAACUUUUCAAAUGAUAAAUGGGCAUACGUCAAAUUAAUUUUAGAAACUUUAAAACCUUUAAAGAAAGUUACAGUAAGAUUGCAAAGUGAACAAUUAACCAUGAAUGAUGUUUUGGGGAUGUGGUUGGAAACUAAGCUAAAAUUAACAACUCUUAAUACAUUUGGAAAGACACUGAAAAAUUUAAUGUCAGGGAAAAAACUAUCAUUGAAAAUGAUAGCAUAUUAGGAGCAGUUUAUCUAGAUUCUCAUUAUCAGAUUCUAAUUAGUUCUGAAUUUAAGGCGAAGGCCGUAUUUUAAAAAGCAUUUGGGAAAUGAUAGAAAAUCUGAAAAAGCAAUACUGAAAGUGUUAACAAAGGAAAGCAAUUCAGGAAAUAGUUUUGUUUCAAAUGAUGUUGGUGAGAUGGAAUUAUUUCCCAAAAUGAAAGGAAAAAAGUUAAAUUGACAUCAAACAACUACUGUCAAUAUUGACUCUAUAUUAAGAAGCUUUGAUGGUGUGUGAAUAGUUGAGCGGAAAAAAGAGUAUUCUUAAAUUUUGGCAUGAAAACCGUUCACAGUAUCCCCAGUUUUAUGAAAUUGCUACGGGAGAUUUGGGUACACCAGCUACUCAGGUCAGUGUUGAGAGAGCUUUCUCAGGUUUGAAAUUCAUCUUGUGAGACGACCAAACCAAAAAACCUGUUGCCGUCGAGUCUGUUCCAACUCAUAGUGAGCCUGUAGGACAGAGUAGAACUGCCCCAUAGGGUUUCCAAGGAGCAGCUGGUAGAUUCAACCCACUGACCUUUUGGUUAGCAGCCACCGCUCUAAACCACAGGGAUAGCUUAAAUGAAAAAAUAUUAGAGGACAUUCUUUUAAUUAGGGGUAAUUAUGGUUUAUUGCAAUGAUGUUUUCUUAAUGAACUGUGUACUUGUGUAUGAAUUAAAUCUAUAUUUGUAAUAAAAUGUUUAUUUUAUGUAAUGUUAAGGCAAUUCGUCAGAACUGGGGUGAAUAUUAUAUUAAAGUAUUAAAUAUUUUAUUGUGCUUUGCCUUUAUGUAUUGAUGUAUUAAGUAUAAUAGCAUACUUUGUAUUUCUAGUAUUUCAUGAAUAAAUUUUUAUCCAUUUUACGUGCCUAUUGUUAGUAGUGAAAUGUUACCUACAUCAAAAUUAAGUUUAUUUUCAGUGUAUUUUAUAGUACUGAGAAUUUCCUACUAAAAAAAGUGUUUCAGAUCUUCAAUUUAAUAUUUAUACAGUGUGUUAGGAAUGUUUUUAUCACAAUACGAUCUUUAAAAUGACUGUACCAGUGAAUUCUAGUAUAUUUUAAAAAAUAGAAUUUAAAAAUAUAUUUUCAUCAUAUUUUUCAUUGUGUUGAAAUGUUUUGAGACAGUGAUUAAAAUUGAACAUCAUUGUCAUUUUAAGUUUAAUUAUUAAUGUGUAGAAAAUAGUUUAAUACUACUUUCAAAACAUUUAAAAUUUUUGGGAUGAACAAAAUUCAGGUUAAUAUAAAAAUGCAAUAUUAUUUGCAGUAUAAGGAACGAAUUUGGUAGCCAUAUUUCUUCGGAUGAAAUUGCUCCAGGUUAUGCAUUUGCAGAAU